Molecule: messenger RNA, 560 nt
Organism: Suillus clintonianus
Lineage: Eukaryota; Fungi; Basidiomycota; Agaricomycetes; Boletales; Suillaceae
Exons: 2
Coding region: 192-479 (95 amino acids)
Source: RefSeq, a predicted model, not a curated record
CAGCUCGUGCCUGGUUCAACAACAACUUAUCAGAACUUAACCCAGUGGCUACUUGAAGCUGGCCCACUGGGUGCCGCUCCCGGUUUGUGCAGCUGGGUUCUGAUGCUUCCUCAGCCUCGUGACGCCACACAGCAAUUAUCGGCGAUCACCACCUGUCACAAGCAGUUGGCCACCUGUGUCACGUCAGUAGUAUGGUUCCGCCACUGAUAGUAUUGAUCCACAACCCUGGGAUUCUUGUUGCUGCUCCUGCAGGCAGUAUACUCAUUCUGUUCCUCGAUGGCAGUGGUGGGUUCCUGAAUUAUGAUAGCGACAGGCGGCGCUGGGAACAGCGGGAAGCCGCUUUGGAAGUCAAUAUUUGGUCAUUGGGCUCAUUGUUCAGAUUCAUAGCCAUCUUAUCUGCUGCGGCGAAGACUCGGUUAGGUUUACGCCUAGAGCUUUCCGUAAACUCUGAACCAGGUAAGGUUGAGGUAAGGAGAUAAGAGUUUCCAGACCGAAAUUGGUUGGUGGGGAAUGAUUCCGUCUUAUCGCGUCGCCUGUGGCGCCCUCGGAUCGGGUACCAA